GGUGUAGCUCCCAGUGCUGGUAGUGAUAAAUGAUGUACAAAAUGAGUGAAUGCUCAGACACAGACACAUACAGAAAGGGGAAUCUAAGAGAAAUUCCUUGACAGCAAGAGACAACUGAUUUUAUGAAGAGAGCAGAUUAAAAUUCAUUGAAAGAAGGGUUCAGCAUGAAUUGGUCUGCAGUGCUAUCUCUCAUGCUGAUGGUGGUUCAAUCUUGGCCUUGCUCUCCAAGCACACAAAACUGCAGCACUCAAAACACAGAUCAGUCUUUCACAGCAGUUCGAAGGGUGAAACGUGCCUGGGUGUGGGAGCCACUUUUUGCAACUGAGGAACAGACUUCAGUGGUACCUGUAUAUGUUGGACAGCUGAAAUCAGAUUUAGAGAAGCAGGAUGGUAACAUAAAAUACACUUUGACUGGGGAGGGAGCUGGAAGCAUUUUUGUCAUUGAUGAAUAUAACGGCAAAAUUUAUGUAGCGCAAAAGCUGGAUCGAGAAAAGAAACCUUUCUACACUCUAAGAGCACAAGCAAUUAACAGGAGCACUCAGCUUCCUGUUGAACCUGAAUCAGAAUUCAUUAUCAACGUUCGAGAUAUCAAUGAUCAUGAACCACAGUUCUUGGAUGGACCUUAUGUGGCCACUGUUCCAGAGAUGUCACCUGAAGGUACUUCGGUUACACAGGUAACAGCUACAGAUGGUGAUGAUCCUUCUUACGGAAAUAGUGCCCGUCUGCUUUACAGUCUAAUUCAAGGACAGCCCUAUUUCUCUGUGGAGCCAAAGACAGGGGUCAUCAGAAUGGCUUCUGAAAUGGAUAGAGAAACAAAAGAUCAGUAUUUGGUCAUCAUCCAAGCCAAAGAUAUGGUUGGGCAAGCAGGAGCAUUUUCAGCAACUGCCACAGUUACCAUCAACCUCUCAGAUGUCAAUGACAAUCCACCUAAAUUUCAACAGCGACUCUACUACAUGAACGUCUCUGAAGACGCUCCUGUGGGCACUACUGUAGGCAAAGUCUACGCAGAAGACAGUGACAUAGGGGAGAAUGCAGCCAUGAACUAUUCCAUUGAAGGGCAUGACUCAGAUGUUUUUGAUAUAAUUACUAACAAUGAAACUCAAGAAGGAAUUAUCUUGUUAAAAAAGAGAGUGGAUUACGAGAGCAAGAGGAGGUACAGUAUUCGAGCAAAAGUUAUAAACAGGUACAUUGAUGACCGUUUUCUGAAAGAAGAACCCUUUGAAGACAAAACUGUUGUCAAAAUCAAUGUGGAAGAUGCUGAUGAACCUCCAGUUUUCACCUCGGAGAACUAUGUGAUGGAGAUUGCUGAAGGAGCUGUGAGUGGUUCACUGGUGGGAAUUAUAACUGCUAGAGAUCCAGACGCUGAUGACUGCCCAGUCAGGUACUCUAUUGUUCACGGCAUGCAUUUAAAGAGAUUGUUCAGCAUCAAUGAACACAAUGGGACAAUCAUUACAACUAAACCUCUGGACCGAGAGAUAGCUUCUUGGCACAACUUAACUGUUACAGCCACAGAAACAAGAAAUCCUGAAAAAAUUUCAGAAACAAAUGUGUAUAUCCAAGUUCUUGAUGUCAAUGAUCAUGCACCAGAGUUCUCCAAAUAUUAUGAAACUUUUGUUUGUGAAAAUGCAGUUUCUGGCCAGCUAAUUCAAAGCAUCAGUGCAGUGGAUCAAGAUGACUCACCAGAAGGUCACCAUUUUUACUUCUUAUUGGCUCAGGAGGCCACAAACAACUCACAUUUUUCUGUCAAAGAUAAUCAAGCGGGCUUGGUUAAGGGAUGAAGAUGUUCUCUGGACUGGAAGACUGGAACUCCUGUGUCAUUGAAAAAAAAAUGCGAUAAGGCAAAUGUUGCUUCUUUGGUUUUGUUCUUGUUUUCCUUAACUAUAAUUCACUAUCUGCCCCUCCAGUUUUCAGUAAAAUUUUAUUUUUAACACAGUUUCCUAAAUGCUGGCUCCAGUUGAGUUAUGGUCCUACUUACUUGUGCAGGAUUUAUAAUAAUAAAGAUUUUGGAAUCUAAAGUCUCUAUUGAGCCCAGGUUAAGGUGAAGACAAUGCUACAUAGGAAAAUUGGCUAGUUAUAAGAAUAUAAUAAAAGGCACAUCACCCUAUGAAUUCUGCAUUAGGUAUGCCAAAUACAAAGCUAAAAACAAUUAAAAAUAAUAAAAGAAAAAGAUAACCUUAUACUCUUAGAAACCAACUCCAAAACAAAACAGGGAGUUUCUUGAUCAGUUAAAAAGGUUACAUCUCCAGACAGAUUUUUCUGCAAAUAUUGGACAUGUCCUUUUUCCCUCAGGAGAGACCAGAUUAGCCUCCACUACAUUUGGAAGAUUGUGGAUGUGAAAAGAAGGUUUGAGAGCACUUCAAACACACAGGAGUUGUGCUUGUACCUCUGCAAAGAGCCAUGCAUGGCUGGCAAAUGGCACUCAAAACCAGACUAGCUGUCCAAGGCUGCUUGUUCCUGCUCUGCAUGGGGCCAGGGAUGCUGCAAGACAUAUUGGAGUGACAGUAUUCAGGAAAACAGCUUCUUCACCUGGUGAAGCAUAUAGCUGUUGCUGCUGUAGUGCAUUUACCUUUUCUCAGCAAAACUAUAUUCCUGCAGUGUCCUAUGAGUGAUUUGAUGACACUGACACAUUAUAAUGGCAGGCACAUUGCACUAAUCAUUCCCUAAAGUUUAAAUAUCCAUCCUGAAACUCUGUACCUGUCAGAGUUAGUGAGGCUAAGGUAUGGUAGCUUCUGAGGCCAUGAAAGAAAGAAGUGAUAGAGAUGGGUAGAUUUGUUUUCCAAGGCAAAAUGACCUUAGAGCUUGGUCACUGAUUAUGGCCAUGGGCCUCAAGACCAAAUUCAAGCUGAUGCAAAUAAAGCAACAGGGAAAGACCUCCAAAUCCCUGUUGUCUGUGUAAUAAUAUGGCAUAUCAUACAGUGCUUAUAGCAGUAUGUUUCAUAAAAUGCCAUAUCCAAAACCACCACAAAAUAAUCAAUGUACUAGGUAAGUAAACCCAUUUUGCCACAAAUGAAACUACAACCAACUCCAAAGUAAGAAAAUGAAGCUAGAAUCAGGAUUUCAAUGAGCAGUGUGACAUCAAGUCAUCAUUAUAAGUUGUGCAAACCUAUAAUAAAUUGUUUUUCCAUGAAAUUGUAAACAAAAGAAAAAACAAGAAAACUGCAAAAUAGUAUCUAGCUACACAAAUAUAAUGUCCAGAAAGAAAGAAGUAAUAAUAACAGAAAUUACAUUGCCUUAAGAAACAAAAUCCUUCAGUGAAAAUUAUUUUCUCAAUGUAUUUGUUAAUGAGAUCAAAUACAAUAGCAAUAUUUUUAAACUCUUAUAUCACUGAAAAAGACGCACACAAUUUUAAGUAUUCUUUUUUUUUUUCCCAUAUGAAGGGUAUCUAGGUAAAGAACAUUCUUUUUCCUACCUUCAUACAGAACAACCUCUACUAGUCUAUAAAUAACAACAUACAACACUAAGCAUAUCACCAUCAACCCGAAGAAAGCUGACUCUGGAAAAUGAAGGCUUGCAGCUCUAUUGUGAUGCUGUAUUUUGAUCUGCCAUAGUAGCAGUAGAAGACAAGAAUAACAAGUCUAAUAAAGCUAAUGGAAUUAUUUUGAGUUUACAGCAGUGAAAAAAGAAAUUUAACAAGUUAAAAAUCACCCAUAUUUUUCAUUCUGUACAUAAGGUUACCGCUUAUUUUCCUUAGCAGAAGGAACAGAAACUGGGUCUACUUAUUUCCUGUUGUACCUUUGACCUCCUGACUGAAUGUCUUGGUGAGAACUCUUUGAAAAUUCUAAAAUGGAAGUGUGUAAUUUAGUCCCACAGUUAGAUGGGUUGCCCAGAAGAAGUUAGAUGGGUGUGCAUGUUAAUUUUGAGUCAGCAUCUUCAUAUGGCUUUGAACUCUCAAGAUAAAGUGACAUGCAGGAAACUGCAGAAACAGAGAAACAGAAAGACCUACAAAAAAAUACAUGUGUUUUUAUUUACUGCCGUGAACAGAUUGAAUAGAAAGGGAAGGGAUGAAAACAGAGGGGUACCUCAUAAUUAGUAUGUCUGGAAAGCAGUACUCUUGUCCAGACAUUAGCCAUUUCUUGACUCCAUAGCAAAGUCCAGGGAUGCACUAGUUCCCCUACUUUCAUCUCUUGGUUUCCAACAGAGGAAACAGGAACAUACAAUUGGAAUUGUGUUUUUUAGACUUGCUUGUACUUCCAGAGUCACCUUAUUUAAAUUUGAGCUAUCCCUGUCCCAGGCAAUUUUCAAUAGUGGUACUGGAAAGCAAGCCCCCUGACUGAAGUCCCUGCCUCCGACCUUGCAGUCUGGCCAGUGUGCAUUUCAAGUUUUCUUUGAUUGUUGCAGGAUAUCUGAACUUGGUCACUUUGUGUUGUGAUUUUAAGGGACUGAGGAUCAGGCAAACUAUCCAGUCUGCAUUAUCCAGUCUGUCAGUGGAAUUAUUUAUCAAAGGCUUCUUGGUUGCUUGUAGAGAGGUCCUCUCUCCAUAUAGAACAAACCCUUGGUGUGUACUGGCCCUAUGCACAUCACAAAAGUGAAAGCAGGGAUAUAGAUAAAUAUAUUAAUUCAAAAGAAAAAGAAUCUACCACAUUCUUCUUAGAAACACAUAUUUUGGAACAGGCUGCCCAGUGAAGUGUUUGAGUCACCAUCACCAGAAGUGUUUAAGAGGUGAGUAGAUGAGGUUCUUAGGGGCAUGGUUUAGAAGUGGACUUGACAGUGCUAGGUUCGUGGUUGGACUCGAUGAUCUUAAAUAUUUGGUCCAACCAAAACAAUUCUAUGAUUCUAUGAUUUUAAACGCAUUAAAUCUUCAAAUGAAUUUUUGUGAAUAUUAAAAUGAAAUAAUAAAAGGUUCUACAUACAGUAUGUUUUCCAAUGAAAUCUUAAGUUCCAUUUUUUUUCCAUUUAUCAGUGUCACUAUGUGUACCAUUAGAAUCAUUCACUAUGCAAAGUGUAAGGAGAAUUGAAAGUAUCUGGGUUUUGUAAAUAUGUAGUACAUUGUAGAAAUUCCUGUUUCCAAUGCAUUCAAGUUUGGUGUUGUUAUCUCCCAAUCAAAUGAAAUAGCAUACAGUAAAAAUGUGGAAAUAGAGAACUGGUUUAGGUCCCUCAUAUCCCCAAGUGAGGCAAAAUCUUGUCGUUGGUGGUGGUUGUAUCAUGUGAUGUCCUGAGAAAAAAAUUGCAGUUCUCAAACUACUUACUUAUUAAAGAGAACUGCAGUAAAUGUUAGUUAAAAACUGAAAUCAUUAAUCUCUGUGAAAGUCAUGUACUAUUUCUAAAGGAUCAUUAAAAAAAAAAAAAAAAAAAAAAAAAGAAAUUAGGUAGGACUAAAAAAUCAUGCUUUAAAAUAAAAUUUUAAAAAGUUUUCAUAUAUGAGGGGAACAGGCUACUCUGAUUCAUAUGCCUUGGUAGUCAGUACUGCUGCAAUAUUAGGCAAAAUUUAGUGAUAGUUUUCAGAUUUCCCAACCAGUAUUACAGAAAUAAUUGAACCACACUCUGCAUGGUCUCUGGAAUUCAAUGAUUCAACCAGCUGAGGAGAACAUCUUACUCAUUGACUCAUAUUUCAUUUGAUCUUCCUGGGGCUUUCAUCUGAGAGAAAGGGAAGGAUUAAGAAUUUAAAUUCUGAAUGUGAAACUGGCAUAUAACAUGAUAAAACAAAGCAGUUUCAAAAAGCAUAGCCUGUGUUUCUAUCAGUUUCAAACUCCUAUCUAACAAAACAACUUCUCCAUUUCAUGUACCUAUCUUAUAAGUCCCUUUGUAGCUAUUUUACCACCACAUAUUAUGCUCAUCUUAAAAUUAAAAAAUCCAUUAAAAUUACAGCUCUCUAAAUUUGUCAAAAAAGCUUCUCUUUGCAAUAGCUUUGAUCUUAAAAAAUGUUACCAUUUAUUUGUUUCCCUCCCCUUCUAUUCCCCUU
Messenger RNA from Columba livia (rock pigeon), 5899 nucleotides. It is a transcript of the gene CDH19, whose product is annotated as cadherin 19. Gene Ontology annotation, cellular component: plasma membrane; adherens junction; catenin complex. The record is from RefSeq and is a predicted model, not a curated record. The coding region runs from base 165 to 1778 and encodes 537 amino acids. The transcript is spliced from 11 exons. Gene Ontology annotation, biological process: cell-cell junction assembly; homophilic cell-cell adhesion; adherens junction organization. Gene Ontology annotation, molecular function: calcium ion binding; cadherin binding. NCBI's taxonomy places the organism in Eukaryota, Metazoa, Chordata, Aves, Columbiformes, Columbidae.